GUGUAGCAGGUUUAGGGUAAUUUGUUCAUAACUUCUAACCGAGCAUGAAGUUCCAAAAGGGGAGCAAAGUGGAGGUUAUGAACAAGACGGAGCUGCCAACAUCAUGGUGUGUUGCCGAAGUUGUUUCUGGGAAUCGAAAUACUUACAAUUUGAGGUACGAUUGUUGCUACGCGCGUGUUGAAAAGGUGUCUGGGGAGCUUAUACGCCCUUGUCCUCCUCGUUCAAACGAUGAACACAAUUGGGUGGUUGGCGAUAUCGUGGAAGUGUUGGAUGAUAGUUCAUGGAAAACUGCAACAUUAGUUUGCCAAGUUUCUGAUGGAGCACACUUUUCAUCAAGGCCUCAUGGCUUCUCGUACGAGAUAGUCGUCCAUAAAUCAAACAUAAGGGCCAGACAACUGUGGCAACAUGGACAAUGGCUUCCAAUUAUUUCAGGAAGCUUUGGAGAUGCAAAGAUGGUAGAACCAAAAUUUGGUUUGCAGAUACCAAUGCCUGAUGAAAAACUCUAUGACGAAAGGGACAGUAACUUGCUUAUUUACAACGAUGCUGGAUUACACAAGUCUUCUAGGACGCAACUGAAGAGAGCUUCCCCCUUUUGCUCUAAAUAUUAUUAUGCUAGUAAUAAGAAAAUGAAUAACUACUAUGCUGAUAGUGACAAAUGCUCUGUCGGUAGUUGUAGUAGCCGCGCUCUAAAUGUAGAAAGUGAUGCAGCAGAGUCUUCAAGGAACGAGGAGGAAAAGGGAGUUCAUGGCUUAGAGCUACAUGCUUACCGUUUCACUUUAGAGGCGCUAUAUGCUUCUGGACCGCUAAGUUGGGAUAAAGAAGCAUUGCUGACCAAUCUUCGCAUUAACCUCCACAUAUCGAAUGAUGAACAUUUGGAAGGGUUAAGGAAUUUAAUUUCUACACGAACUACUAAUUAGCUGUAUAUACAAGUAUUUGGUAGCUUCUUCUUCUGUCUGUAGACGAUUCGCCAGAAUUUGUAAUUAAUGUAACAAAUUUGUAUGAAGAAGAAAUGAAUGUAUCACUACCAAGUUGCGUAUUGCUUUU
Helianthus annuus (common sunflower) is the source of this 1044-nucleotide messenger RNA. RefSeq lists its product as uncharacterized. NCBI's taxonomy places the organism in Eukaryota, Viridiplantae, Streptophyta, Magnoliopsida, Asterales, Asteraceae. The transcript has 2 exons. The record is from RefSeq and is a predicted model, not a curated record. The coding region runs from base 45 to 917 and encodes 290 amino acids.